Messenger RNA from Racocetra persica, 169 nucleotides. NCBI's taxonomy places the organism in Eukaryota, Fungi, Glomeromycota, Glomeromycetes, Diversisporales, Gigasporaceae. The record is from the annotation of a GenBank genome assembly.
AAAAACCUUUAAUAAUUUCAUAUUCCUUUAUGUUAAGACCGAUCAAAGACUUGCAACUUGAAAUUUUCAAACAAUCCUUAUUUGAAAGAGAAGACCCAUAUCAUUAUUAUUUUGAAAAAUUUAAUGCUACUUUUGGUUAUUCUUCAACACCGGCUCAUAUCGAUAUGAA